This is a messenger RNA of Manihot esculenta (cassava), 910 nucleotides long. RefSeq names its product auxin-binding protein T85. The transcript has 5 exons. Lineage: Eukaryota; Viridiplantae; Streptophyta; Magnoliopsida; Malpighiales; Euphorbiaceae. Bases 118 to 699 code for a protein of 193 amino acids. The record is from RefSeq and is a predicted model, not a curated record. Gene Ontology annotation, molecular function: auxin binding.
CUAUUAAGGAAUUAGGAAGCAAGCAAGUCCAGAGUCCACACUUUCAUUAGCUCGCAAGGAGCAGAGCAGUACUGGACGUUGAAACUACAGUGACCGAGCAAAGAGGCAUCGAGAAAAAUGGCCUGGCAAUUGCAUUUCUUCCAUUUUCUCUUUCUCAUUUUGCUCACAUUUUCUGCAACACCCAAUGCUUCGCAGUGCUCAAUUAAGGGGUUGCCAUUGGUGAGGAAUAUUAGUCAGCUUCCUCAGGAUAACUAUGGAAUACAAGGGUUGUCCCAUAUUACUGUUGCUGGUGCUGUCUUGCAUGGGAUGAAAGAGGUGGAGGUAUGGCUUCAAACCUUUUCUCCUGGCUCACGCACGCCAAUCCACAGACACUCAUGUGAGGAAGUUUUUAUUGUCCUAAAGGGAAGUGGUACUCUCUAUCUCGCCUCAAGUUCAGAUGGGAAGUAUCCUGGAAAUCCAUUAGAACAUUCCAUCUUUUCCAAUAGCACAUUUCACAUUGCUGUCAAUGAUGCUCACCAGGUCUGGAAUACAAAUGAACAUGAGGAUUUGCAAGUGCUUGUCAUAAUAUCUCGUCCACCAAUCAAAGUGUUCAUAUAUGAUGACUGGUUCAUGCCCCAUAUUGCAGCAAAAUUGAAGUUUCCCUUCUUGUGGGACGAACAGUGCCUACAAGUUCAAGCACCUCCAAAAGAUGAACUUUAAUCACAAGUAAUAUCAUAUGUAUAUUGCUUACAACAGCCGAACAAUUCUGCUGUAGACUGAUAAGUACUUGAUAUUAAAGUUUUCUUACAUUGAGGAGCUUAGGAGGCUUUUCUUUCAACCUGUAAAUAUCUAAAAGCUCUAUACGGGUGAAUGAUUGUUACCUGGUGAACAACCUUCAUGUUUUAGAUCCUACUUCCAAUUUCGAUCUUAA